Molecule: messenger RNA, 3262 nt
Organism: Sinocyclocheilus anshuiensis
Lineage: Eukaryota; Metazoa; Chordata; Actinopteri; Cypriniformes; Cyprinidae
Gene: ttll11
Product: tubulin tyrosine ligase-like family, member 11
Exons: 9
Coding region: 217-2358 (713 amino acids)
Biological process (GO): microtubule cytoskeleton organization; protein polyglutamylation
Cellular component (GO): ciliary basal body
Molecular function (GO): tubulin binding; tubulin-glutamic acid ligase activity
Source: RefSeq, a predicted model, not a curated record
UUUCAGUGCUAAUAACGUUCAGACUGCAAUCAUGGAGUCGGUGCGUCUUAGUUUAUCUGGCUCUAUAGUUGGCUUUUAUAGACUGGUUUCCUGUCUUUGUGCUUUAGUUGGGACAGCAGCAGCUGGUCCACGUUAGCACCUCAUGCUAGUACAUUAUCCUGACAUAUUCAUCAAAUCUAAAUGAGAUAACAAACAAUCCGGCCAUUAGCUAACACUAUGAGCGAUCAUUAUGAGAGAGUGAAGAUUGAGCUCCAGCAGAUGAAGGAGGUGGAGAACGAGGCCGCGGCCGACGUGGUGCAGCUGUCCACGGCCUCGGUCUCUCCAGUCCCCGCUGACGUUUCCUUCACUGCUCGGAGAGACCAGUCCAAAAGUAGCAUUAACGGGAGAAGUCGGAGUAAAAGUAGGAGCAAAGCAGACGGUCAUGAGAGACAGGUGAACGGUAAACAACUGCCGGAUCUGACGCCGCAGAAGUCAGACUAUUCACAAGGACAGAGCCGUGUGAUCAACGAGCCAAACCUUCACAUUAAAGGAACGGCAAGGCUUUUAAAGGGUAAAACGGCGGCAAACGGUCACGUUGAGUCAUGCCAGAGACAGACAGAUGUGAAAUGUGAGCAUCAUGGCAAAGAGGCCAAAAAGAGAAGAGCUGUCACGGUGGACACCUCCAAGGCAAAGACGUCUCUGGAGGCGCUAAAGAUGAGCAUCAGACAGCUGAAGUGGAAAGAGUUUCCGAUGGGUAGGCGGACAGCCUGUGAUAUCUACUGGCAUGGCGUCUCUUUUCAUGACAAUGAGAACAUCAUGUCUGGGCAAGUCAACAAAUUCCCAGGAAUGAUAGAGAUGCUGCGGAAGAUAAACCUGAGUCGUGCCGUGCGUACCAUGCAGGAGCUGUUCCCGGAGGAGUACAACUUCUACCCACGCUCCUGGAUCCUGCCUGAGGAAUACCAACUCUUCUCCUCACAGAUUCGUCUCCUGAAAGAUAAUGAUUCAACCCUCAAACACACUUUUAUUGUCAAACCGGACAGCGGAUCCCAGGGCGAUGGCAUCUACCUCAUCCGUGACCCUGCUGACCUUCGGGUCAUCUCGGGUUCUCAGAUCAAACAAGCAGUUGUUCAAGAAUACAUCCAGAAACCCCUGCUCAUCGAUAAACUGAAGUUUGAUAUCCGCCUGUAUGUUCUGGUCCGCUCCUUGGAGCCUCUAGAGAUCUACAUUGCUAAAGAGGGUCUGUCAAGGUUCUGCACAGAACCCUACCAAGAACCCAGCCAGAAGAACCUCAGUCAUGUUUUUAUGCACCUCACCAACUACUCCCUUAAUGUGCACAGCGGGAACUUUGUUCACUCCGACAGCUGCAGCACUGGCAGUAAACGCACUUUCUCUAGCGUUCUCUAUCGCCUGGCAUCGAAAGGAGUGGACAUCAAGAAGGUCUGGUCGGACAUUAUCGCUUUGGUUAUCAAGACAGUAAUUGCACUUGUGCCUGAACUGAAGGUGUAUUAUCAGGCAGAUAUUCCACUUGGAAAACCAGGACCGACAUGUUUUCAGAUCCUGGGCUUUGAUAUCCUGCUGAUGAAAAACUUGAAGCCUGUUUUAUUAGAGGUCAAUGCCAAUCCCAGCAUGAGGAUUGAACAUGAGCAGGAGGUGUCACCUGGUGUGUUUGAAUAUGUACCGAGUCCAGUGGAUGAAGAGGUGAAAGUGGGUGUGAUCAGAGACACGCUGCGGCUCAUGGACCCCGCUCAGAGGAAACAACACGUAACGUCAAGUACAGGGGGCGGUUCACCAGAAGAAGCUAUUGUUGUGGAGACAGGAAGUGAUGAGAAAGAAGGCUUGGCGGAUUCCCUUCCAUCUUUGUGUUUAAAGCAAGUUUUCCCCAAAUACACCAAGCAGUUUAAUUACUUGCGGGUCGUGGAACGCAUCGCUACCAUUUUCCUGCGCUUCCUUGGUGUCAAAGGAACCAUGAGACUGGGUCCAACCAGCUUCCGCACCUUCAUCAGGAACUGCAAGCUGAGUAACAGCAGCUUCUCGAUGGCUUCAGUGGACAUCCUGUACAUCGACAUCACGCGUCGCUGGGCUGGAAUGGUCCCCGACUCCAAAGAGGCAGGAAUGUGUCUUCAGGCAUUUACUGCAGCCUUCUUUUACUUGGCAGCACGCAGGUUCAAGGCUUUACCGCUGCGGGAGCAGGUGCUCUUGCUGCUGGAGGUUUGUGAGGGGGCCCUUGAGGGCCACAGCGAGAAGCCACGGCCACACCGAUCGCACACAAACCCCGCCUCGUCUCAAUCAUCAGCGCCAAUCACGUUCAGCUCCCCCGCUCUGACACGACGACGCCACCGGCCGCCGCAACUCUCUGCUAAAGCUAACACAGAGAACUGACAAUCUCACACAUACAUGUCUUCUGAUGAACUUCCAAAAGGGCAAAGCAAUGUGCUUUUGAAUAAAUACAGAAAGAAAGAAGGUAGAAUAAUGAACCAGAUUUUAUAACAUACAGAAGCCAGGAUCAAAGAGGAACUUAAAUCAUUCACUCUUAGCGCUGUGCAAUAGCUCAAGUUGAAUUGUUUAUACACAGCUCAAGAUGAAGAUAUUUCUUUCACCACACUAAACAGACAAAUGUAACGGAGGAUAUUUGUACACUGACACUUGUUUCAGUGCUAAAUGUGCAGAUGGCAUGACUUGUGUCACAUAGCUCGUACUGUAUGCUUACCUUCAGGUAAUGUGGGUAGGAUUUGUGUGAACCAAUCGCUGCAGGGAUAAAUAUCACGGGAUUCUGUGUUUCUUAAAGGGACGAGAUGUUGUUGUAACACCACUUCAGAAAAGCAGCUAAUUCUCUCAAAUGGCCACCUUUCACUGACUAGGCAGAACAACACGGUGGCCUUUUGUUAGUAAAAAUGGUGUUAACACCAGGACAUGGCACCAAGUGCAUUCGGAGUUUACCAAGUUGUGUAUUAUUUAUACCCGAAGAGAUUUAUUAUUUAUUGUUUUUCACUUAACUGAGUCAUUCACUGUAGCUGUGAAUUGACCGAACUGCUCCCACAUGUAGAAAUUAUGACAGAAGGAGAAACAAGGGUUUGCUGUGGUUUAAUGCAAGUGGACAUCUCACAAGAAUAGCACAUAUUUACAGAUCAUUUAACCCUCAUUUAAUAUCACAUUGCAGCUGCAGGCAUCGACAUGUAUAAAAUCAGGCUUGCCUGAGGUGUACUUUUUAUGGACAUGUUGAAUAAACAUUGCAUUUAAAAGAUUACAUUGUAUGUUUUUACUUUUUCAGUUAUAUAUGCACACA